CUCAGCUUCCCGCGCCGCCCGCCGCCUUGGGGGACGAGGAGCAGGACGCGGCCUCGGUGGGGCCCGGGCCGAACGACUGCGGACCCCCGGGCGCCGGGGAACCGAGCGCCGCGCUCUCCGGCAUGGAUCAGUGCGUGACGGUGGAGCGCGAGCUGGAGAAGGUGCUGCACAAGUUCUCGGGCUACGGGCAGCUGUGCGAACGCGGCCUGGAGGAGCUCAUCGACUACACCGGCGGCCUCAAGCACGAGAUCCUGCAGAGCCACGGUCAAGAUGCUGAAUUAUCAGGGACACUUUCACUUGUUCUAACACAGUGCUGCAAAAGAAUAAAGGACACUGUCCAGAAGUUGGCCUCUGACCACAAAGACAUCCAUAGCAGUGUUUCUCGAGUUGGAAAAGCCAUUGAUAAGAAUUUUGAUUCUGACAUUAGCAGUGUGGGGAUAGAUGGCUGCUGGCAGGCGGACAGCCAACGGCUUCUCAAUGAGGUGAUGGUGGAGCACUUCUUCCGACAAGGAAUGCUGGAUGUAGCCGAGGAGCUCUGCCAGGAAUCGGGUCUGUCUGUGGACCCAAGUCAGAAAGAACCAUUUGUGGAGUUGAAUCGAAUAUUAGAAGCAUUAAAAGUCAGAGUUCUGAGGCCUGCUCUUGAGUGGGCAGUAUCAAACCGAGAAAUGCUCAUAGCCCAAAACAGCUCCUUGGAAUUUAAGCUACACCGACUGUAUUUUAUUAGCUUGUUAAUGGGUGGAACUACAAAUCAGCGAGAAGCCUUACAAUAUGCGAAAAAUUUCCAGCCAUUUGCCCUAAAUCAUCAAAAAGACAUUCAGGUGUUGAUGGGAAGCCUUGUGUACCUGAGACAAGGCAUUGAGAAUUCACCGUAUGUUCACCUACUUGAUGCAAACCAGUGGGCUGACAUCUGUGACAUCUUUACACGGGAUGCCUGUGCCCUGCUGGGGCUCUCUGUGGAGUCUCCUCUCAGUGUCAGUUUCUCAGCAGGUUGUGUGGCACUGCCCGCACUAAUUAACAUCAAAGCUGUGAUUGAGCAGAGGCAGUGUACUGGAGUUUGGAACCAGAAAGACGAAUUACCUAUUGAAGUGGACCUUGGUAAAAAGUGCUGGUAUCACUCCAUAUUUGCCUGUCCCAUUCUUCGUCAGCAAACAACAGAUAACAAUCCACCCAUGAAGUUGGUUUGUGGUCAUAUUAUAUCAAGAGAUGCCCUGAAUAAAAUGUUUAAUGGUAGCAAAUUAAAAUGUCCAUAUUGCCCAAUGGAGCAGAGCCCAGGAGAUGCCAAACAGAUAUUUUUCUGAAGAAAUGAGUUUGUUUGCAAUUUGUAAGUGAAACAAAAUUAUGGGUACAUUUGAAACAAGAGUGUUCCAUUGACUGCAGCUACCCACGGACUGACCCGGUUAUGAGCUGUGCUCCAGAGCUGCCAGCACGCUAGGCGCAGGAGGGAGCGCUCCACAGGGUGUCACAUAGGGCUCUGUCCACUCUUGGUCUUGGUUUCUGAUCAAGUAAAUACACCAGCAGUUGUUGUCAUUCAGUGCAGGUUUUUGUACUUACUGUAUAGUGAUUUUUUUUUUU
Molecule: messenger RNA, 1572 nt
Organism: Acomys russatus (golden spiny mouse)
Lineage: Eukaryota; Metazoa; Chordata; Mammalia; Rodentia; Muridae
Gene: Rmnd5a
Product: required for meiotic nuclear division 5 homolog A
Exons: 9
Coding region: 123-1298 (391 amino acids)
Biological process (GO): proteasome-mediated ubiquitin-dependent protein catabolic process
Cellular component (GO): cytoplasm; nucleus; GID complex
Molecular function (GO): protein binding; ubiquitin protein ligase activity
Source: RefSeq, a predicted model, not a curated record